AUGACUAAUGUAUUCAACCGAUGUUAUAUUAGAAUUCGAGCUAUUUUGGAAACAGAUUCAAAAAUAAUCUUCGGUGAAUUUACAAAAGCAUUGGGACCUGAUACUCCAUCAUAUCCAAUGGUCAGAAAAUGGGCGAAACGUUUUCGUGAAGGAAGAGAAGAUCUCAGCGACGGUUCUCGAUCUGCUCGUCCGAUUUCAGUGCUUAUAGAUGGAAAUAUUGAGCGCGUACGACACAUUAUCGAAGAUGACCUAUAUUCAACUUAUAAUGAUAUCACGGUUGAGACUGGCCUAUCUCGUGGUACAAUAGAAUGA
Molecule: messenger RNA, 312 nt
Organism: Rotaria sp. Silwood1
Lineage: Eukaryota; Metazoa; Rotifera; Eurotatoria; Philodinida; Philodinidae
Source: the annotation of a GenBank genome assembly